Molecule: messenger RNA, 753 nt
Organism: Symbiodinium necroappetens
Lineage: Eukaryota; Dinophyceae; Suessiales; Symbiodiniaceae
Source: the annotation of a GenBank genome assembly
GAGUACGGCGGUGCCGGCGGGAAUGCCUACGUGGUUCGCUUCACCUCGCCGUGCGGAGCUAUUCCUCGAGGCUCCGUGGCCAAAGCCUUCGUGGACGACGAAAUCUUCACGUCUUCCUAUAAUGUCCUGAACCACCUCCCCGAUGUGAAGGCAUUGGCUGGUCUGGUGCCAGCAAAGAAGAAAUUUGAUGGCUUGUGCGUGCACGUGAAGAAGACAGACGAGUGUUGCAGCACAUGGAAGGCCACAAAAACUUGCCACUUUCUGGUCAUGCAGGAUGGUGGUGCGAAGACACUGGAGCAAUGCGUCGAGGGAUAUCCACUGCCCGCUGGCAAACUCAAGGAGCUUAUGUUGUCUGCCAUCAAAGCCGCCCUCUCCUUCCACAAGAAAGGUUGGUACCAUGGGGACUACCAGCUCAAGAACCUGAUGGUGGACCACGUGUGCACCCCAAACACCCUAAAAGUCGUCGACUUGGAUGGUAUGGGCAACGAGGAAGGCACUGCUGGCGAGGCCUGGAACAAGCCGCACCGCAUGCUCAAGGACUACGCGAUGCUCUUCGGCAGUUGCGGCUUGGGUGCCAUGCCGAUCGCAGAGUUCACGUACAAGUCUACGACAACCAAGCAGGAAGCAGAUCGGAUCGCUGCAGCAGUUGCACCCGUCAUGAGCCCAUUCUGCGACGGCGCAUGGAACUCGCGCCCAGAGGACAUCGUGGAGUUGGGACAGAGGCUCAAGAGCGCCGUCGAAGCUGUGAACUAA